AUGACCCCGCGCGAACCUGGCAGCAGCUUCUUCAACAGCAAUGAUGACGACUUUGUCGCCAAGAUGAAGGAAGCCGAAGCUCAAAUCGUCAUCUUCUAUGGCUCCCAGACUGGUACCGCAGAAGACUUUGCCAUGCGUCUUGCUGGCGAAGCGAAGCGCUAUGGUAUCAAGGCUCUAGUCAUUGACCCCCAGGAUGCGGACAUGACGCAGCUCUCCGAGCUCAGUACCAUCGAAAACGCUGUUGCCCUCUUCUGCCUGGCCACGUACGGUGAAGGCGAGCCCACCGACAACGCCCAAGCCUUCCACGACCUCCUGGAAGAGAAGACGGAGGAGGAGAACGACUGGCUCGAGAAUGUCAACUACGCCGUCUUUGGCCUUGGCAACAAGACCUACGAGCACUUCAACGCCAUGGCCACCUUUGUGGACGACAAGCUCAAGGCCGGUGGUGGCCGCCGUCUCAUUGAUGUGGGCAUGGGUGAUGACGACGUGAACCUGGAAGAGGAUUUUCUGGAAUGGAAGGACUUGCUCUGGUCCGCCGUCUGCGAGCUCAUGGGCAAGGAUGCCAACGCCAUCAGCGCCUCCUUCCGCACGUAUCAGCUGGUGCCCGUGGACGAGCGCAAGAAGGUGUUCACCGGUGAACCUGCCAUUGCCAACUCGUUCAAACAUCAGCGCCCGCCAUACAGCCAGAAGAACCCCUUUCUGGCCCCAAUCCGUGUGCGCCGCGAGCUGUACAAGGAUGAAGGGCGCAGCUGCUUGCACAUUGAGCUCGACAUCUCUGGCUCGGGCAUUCGCUACACUGCCGGUGACCACGCAGCCGUCUACCCCACCAACAACGCUUCCCUGGUCCAGGCUGUCGCCGAGCGCUUGCAAGUUCCCCUUGAUGACAUUUUCCAGCUGCAAGCCGUCGAUACCUUCACCCGCAAGAGCACCCCCUUCCCCUGCCCGUGCACGUAUCGCACAGCCCUGAGCCACUACGUCGAGCUGACACACACCCCCUCUCUCAAUAUCAUUGCUGAGAUGGUGCAGUACGCCAAGGAUGAACAGCAGAAGGAGCGCCUCGCCUUUCUUUGCAGCAAGCAAGGCCGCAGCGAAUACAACAAGCACAUUCAUAACCGUCACCUCACCAUCCUCGACGUCCUGGCCGAGUUCUCGUCCGUGGAGAUGCCCAUCGACCAUCUGCUGGAGUUGUUGCCGCGCAUGCAGCCCCGCUACUACUCGAUCAGCAGCAGCAGCAAAACCAACCCCGACCGGAUACACAUGACGGUGGCCAUCGUCACCUACAAGAACGGUGCGGAUACGACGGUUGAGGGUGUGGCCACCACCUGGUUCUGUCGCUUGGCGCUGGACACCGAUCGUGUCCCCAUGUUUGUUCGCCGCUCCACUUUCCGCCUGCCACGCAAGCCCAAGGUACCCAUGAUCAUGAUCGGCCCGGGCACCGGCGUUGCCCCCUUUCGUGGCUUUAUCCAGGAACGUUUGUUCCUCAUGCAAGAUUCAGAAGAGCAGUUUGGCGAAACACACCUCUUCUUUGGUUGUCAAAACGAGAGCAAGCAUUUCAUGUACCGCGACGAGUUUGAGGAUGCCGUGAUGAAAAAGGCGCUGAGCGGCUUGCAUACGGCUUUCUCCCGCGAUCAGGCCACCAAGGUGUAUGUGCAGCACCGCCUGCGUGAGCGCAAGGAAGAUGUAUGGCGUGUUCUUCAAGCAGGAGGCCACCUGUACAUUUGCGGUGAUGCCAAAUACAUGGCGCAAGAUGUCCGCAAGGCCAUUAUUGAGAUUCUGGUCGAGAUGGGCGACAAGACACAGCAACAAGCCUUGCAGUUUCUCAAGACCAUGGAAGAGAAGCAUCGCUUUCAGCAAGACGUUUGGUCAUAA
Messenger RNA from Monosiga brevicollis MX1, 1869 nucleotides. RefSeq lists its product as uncharacterized. The transcript has 7 exons. NCBI's taxonomy places the organism in Eukaryota, Choanoflagellata, Craspedida, Salpingoecidae. Gene Ontology annotation, molecular function: flavin adenine dinucleotide binding; FMN binding; NADPH-hemoprotein reductase activity. The record is from RefSeq and is a predicted model, not a curated record. Gene Ontology annotation, cellular component: cytosol. The coding region runs from base 1 to 1869 and encodes 622 amino acids.